Molecule: messenger RNA, 231 nt
Organism: Danaus chrysippus (African queen)
Lineage: Eukaryota; Metazoa; Arthropoda; Insecta; Lepidoptera; Nymphalidae
Source: the annotation of a GenBank genome assembly
AUGUCCCCCCCUCGCCCCCCGCCGCCGCUGACACCCGCCCCGACCCUGUCACACCCGUAUCGUAACGGUAAUAUCAAUUGCAGGUUAGGAUGCCGAUCAUUUUGGGGCACGGUUAAUAACUAUCAUUAUGCGACACCUCACUCGUACACUAGUGUCUGUUCCGCGGAAGGACGCUCCGCCACACAGUUCAGAAGCCCGUUUACCUUGAGUGACACGUGCGUGUCUCAGUAA